This is a messenger RNA of Oppia nitens, 2295 nucleotides long. RefSeq names its product nucleolar complex protein 2 homolog (gene Noc2). Gene Ontology annotation, cellular component: nucleoplasm; Noc1p-Noc2p complex; Noc2p-Noc3p complex. The record is from RefSeq and is a predicted model, not a curated record. Gene Ontology annotation, molecular function: transcription corepressor activity; histone binding. Bases 145 to 2295 code for a protein of 716 amino acids. The transcript is spliced from 7 exons. Lineage: Eukaryota; Metazoa; Arthropoda; Arachnida; Sarcoptiformes; Oppiidae. Gene Ontology annotation, biological process: ribosomal large subunit biogenesis; negative regulation of transcription by RNA polymerase II.
UUUCAAAACACAUGACUUAAAACACGUGUUUGACUUAAACAUAAAAUCUUCAUAUAAUUUGUGAUUAUUUUGUCCACACUUUAGACCAAUUGUUUGGUAAAAGUAGUGAUCAUUUUUUUCAACAACUGAUUUAGUUUGUCAACGAUGGCUAAAAUUAAGACAAAAUCAAAAUUAUUUAAAACAAAGAAAACAUUUGUUAAGAAAAAGAAAGGAAAAGAUGUAAAGAAACCAAAAGUGACACAAAAGGAGACAAUUGAUGACUCGGAAGAUGUGAUGAAUGAUUCACAAAGAGAUGAUAUGAAACCUAUGGAUUCAAGUGAUGAUAAUGACAGUGAUUAUGAUGACAUUGACGACUACAAGAAGACAUUAGAUAAACUUAAGGAAAAGGAUUCUGAAUUUUAUGAGUUUUUACAAGAAAAUGAUCAACAAUUGCUUGAUUUUGAUGUCAACGAUGAAGAAGUAGAAGAAGACGAAGACAAUGAUGAAAACGAAGACUUUGACACUAAAACGCAAGAUUUGAGUGAAAAGUUAUCGGUUAAGACAAUUGAUAAAUGGAGUGAUAAGUUGUCUGAAAAAGCAGACAUCGAGACAAUCAAAUCAGUGGUCAAAUGGUUUCGCAAAGCCGUUGAACAGACAAGCGGUGAAUGUGAUGGCAAACUCAUGAGUGCCGAUGUUUUCAAUUCAGUUAUAAAUAUAUGUCUUAUAGACUUAUUGCCAGCGAUUCAGAAAUGUCUAAAAUUGCCACCAAUUGAUUCCAGUCAGUGGUCUAAUGAUGUCAAGUCUAUCGAUCCAACAAAGUCUCGAAACUGGAAGAAAAUGAUUUCAGUGAUGAAGAUUUACUUAACUGAUGUCAUUAAAAUGGUUGGCGUUGUCACUGAAAUGUCACUUAAAACAACACUUUUAAGGCAUAUAUUAUAUUUAAUACCAUUUCUCAAAGCAUUUCCACAUCUUAUUAAACGUGUUUUGAAGCAAACGAUGACUCUUUGGUCAGAAAGUGAUGAAAAGAAUCGCAUCCUUUCUUUUAUUUGUAUUUUAAGACUUGUCAGAACUCAAGAACAACCAAUGAUUAGCUUUAUUUUAAAGAAAUUAUAUUUAUCUUACAUUAAAAAUUCAAAAUAUAUGAAAGAUUCGGCAAAUCAGACAACAAUUGUCUUUAUGAAGCACUCAUUAGUUGAAUUGUAUUCAUUGGAUCCGGUGGUGGCCUAUCAACACGCCUUUGUUUUCAUUAGACAACUCGCUAUUAAUUUAAGGACUGCAAUGACUAUAAAGAAAAAGGAAUCCUAUAAAAGUGUAUAUAAUUGGCAAUAUUUACAUUCAAUAUUAUUAUGGACUCAACUAUUAUGUUCACAUAAUUCUGUUGAUGAACUUAAACCACUUAUUACACCAUUAGUUAACGUUAUUAUCGGAACAAUUCGACUUCAAUCGUCACCAAAAUUUUUUCCAAUGAGAUUUCAUUUGAUAAACGCGUUAAUUAAGUUAUCAGACGAAACAAAUACAUUUAUACCUAUAUUUCCAUUUAUUACUCAAAUUUUGGAUCAUUUCGAUAAAUUAAAGAAAAAUAAGCCAUCAAAUGAUGAAAAAGAGCUAAAUUUGGAUCUAUUGAUUAAAGUGUCGACACUUAAUACCAAUGAUUUUAAGUUCAGAGAUGCAGUCAUUCGUAAAAUAUAUGAUUUACUUCUUUAUUAUUUGUCGACUCAAUCGCAUGUAAUAGCGUUUCCCGAAUUGGUUUAUAUCUCCGUAGUUAAGGUAAGAAAAUUUUUAAAGCGUUCACAUGUUAUACAACACAAUCAACUUUUAAAACAACUAUUGGAUAAAAUUGAUGAAAACUCUAAACUUAUUUGCGAUAAGAGACGAAACGUUGACUUUUCCAUAACCAACAGUCCUGCCAUAAACUCAUGGGAAACUGAUUUGAAGGCAAAGGGCACUCCUAUCACCUCUUUCUUUAAACAGCGCAAUCAAAUCAAAGUCGCCAAACAAUUAUUACACUCGGAGUCGAUUAAUAACGAUUCAAACGCCUCCGCAUCUGAGCCACAGCCCAACGACAUUGCUUUCAGUGGGACAACAGCUUCUCAUAAAUCAAAUAAAAGCAACAAAAGAAAGUUUAAUGAAAACAAAACUCUUGACAAACAUGAAGAACAAGAAGAUGUUUUUGAGGAUAAAAGUGAAACGAAACGAACGAAACAAUCGAAGAAAAAUAAGAGAAGAGUUAAAAAUAAGGAGAAGAAGAGACAAAAUCAAAACGUUUCGUUUGAUUUCAACCAAACACUUGACAUAUCAUCGGAUGAUUCCGAGUGA